Mytilus trossulus (common blue mussel) is the source of this 1410-nucleotide messenger RNA. RefSeq lists its product as uncharacterized. The record is from RefSeq and is a predicted model, not a curated record. The transcript is spliced from 4 exons. Gene Ontology annotation, molecular function: ubiquitin protein ligase activity; zinc ion binding. NCBI's taxonomy places the organism in Eukaryota, Metazoa, Mollusca, Bivalvia, Mytilida, Mytilidae. Bases 1 to 1410 code for a protein of 469 amino acids.
AUGGCUCAAGCUGCGUCUAAAACAUGUGAGGUUUGCGUGAGCGCUCCUGGAUCACACUAUUGCAUUGACUGUGACGAAUACUAUUGUCGAAAUUGUAAGUUACUACACAAAAGACAGAAGUUAUCGAGAAACCACCAUUUUCAAAAAGCUUCCGAACUUAUCCCGGAAGGUAAAUCUAAAUGUAAUGAACACAAAGAAGAAUUGACUUUAAAUUGUAACACAUGUAAUGCACAGAUAUGCACACGUUGUGUGACAGGAAAACACAAUGGGCAUACGUUUUCCCAGAUUUUCGAUGUCAUCGUUCAACUACAAGGGGAAAACGAAACGAAAAUUCAUGCCACAACAAAUGAAGCAAAUCAAAAUAUAAAGAAAAUUGAGGAUAGUUUGAUAUCGUUUGAUAAUUCUGUUGAGUCUGUUAUAAAAGCCAUCAACGACGAAGGCGGUAAGAUUAAAAGUAUGGUUGAUGAAACCGUAGCUCAGAUGAUUACUUUAGUGAAAGAACAAUCCAAGAAGGAGAACGACAAGCUGAUGAAUAUGUUAGCUGAUGCUAAAUCCGAGCUUGUAGCCGCACAGAUAUUAGACAGAAAGAGAACAGAACUAACUAAGACCCGACAGGAUGGAAAUUUGGUACAAAAGAUCAAUAGUCUGAAAGAAGAAAUUGACAAACUACAUAUAAAUUCUCUUCCAAAGUUUCCCAAAAUAUCCUUUAGUCGUAAAUCUGUAGCUGAAGAUGACAUCAGACAAAUGAUAGGGACAUAUACUAUUAGAAAUGAAUUUGCUAGUCAAAUUAUUGUAGUAAACACUACUUCCAAUUAUACCCAGUAUAAGCCACCAUUAAUGGUGGCUGGAGUACAUGGUCUCAAUGGAGCGGCUGCUUCUGUGGAAUUCAACUAUUUCGAACAUGAGAUUGCAAAAAUCCGGCACCUUAAUAUGGAGGACGAUUUUGCGAAGAGCAUUCCGCAGAAAAAAAGGAAUGUAGUUCUUACUGUUAUUCAAAUAUGCACACGUUGUGUGACAGGAAAACACAAUGGACAUACAUUUUCCCAGAUUUUAGAUGUCAUCGUUCAACUUCAAGGGGAAAACAAAACGAAAAUUCGUGCCACAACAAAUGAAGCAAAUCAAAAUAUAAAGAAAAUUGAGUAUAGUUUGAUAUCGUUUGAUAAUUCUGUUGAGUCUGUUAUAAAAGCCAUCAACGACGAAGGCGGUAAGAUUAAAAGUAUGGUUGAUGAAACCGUAGCUCAGAUGAUUACUUUAGUGAAAGAACAAUCCAAGAAGGAGAAAGACAAGCUGAUGAAUAUGUUAGCUGAUGCUAAAUCCGAGCUUGUAGCCGCACAGAUAUUAGACAGAAAGAGAACAGAACUAACUAAGACCCGACAGGAUGGAAAUUUGGUACAAAGAUCAAUAGUCUGA